Olea europaea var. sylvestris is the source of this 2189-nucleotide messenger RNA. RefSeq names its product poly(A) polymerase I-like. Gene Ontology annotation, molecular function: nucleotidyltransferase activity; RNA binding. The record is from RefSeq and is a predicted model, not a curated record. Bases 137 to 1708 code for a protein of 523 amino acids. NCBI's taxonomy places the organism in Eukaryota, Viridiplantae, Streptophyta, Magnoliopsida, Lamiales, Oleaceae. Gene Ontology annotation, biological process: RNA processing. The transcript has 14 exons.
CCAAAACGUGUUUGCCUGCGACAUUUAAACGCGACUUUGAUUAGGAUAUUUUUGUUGCACUAUCAAAACCCCAUAGCUGAUAAACCCUAUAAUUUUCAGCUGAUAAACGCAACUCUGUUUUUUUCAUGAACAUUCCAUGGCCAUUUCAACAGGCCUCGGAUUUUCUCGCCUUCCCCAUUUCCAUCUCUGCUCUCCUUUGCGUCAGCACUUUCUGAAGUUUAUGCAGGUAAGACUGGGCUGUGCUGCAGCAAUUGAAGCAUUUGAUGAUACAGAGAGUGAAAAAGUUUUUGAAAAUGUGAGUGAUGCUGUUCGACAUAGAAGGACUGUGGAAUGGAAGAAAGUGAAUUCUAAUGAUCUUGGAAUUAGUAAUUCGAAAAUUUCAAGGUCCACAAGAGUGGUUCUUAAUGGUCUGAAAAGAAAAGGCUUUGAAGUUUACCUUGUUGGAGGAUGUGUAAGGGACCUCAUCUUAAGACGAACGCCGAAGGAUUUUGAUAUUUUAACCUCAGCAGAAUUGAAAGAGGUGAUGAGAACAUUCUCUCGAUGUGAAAUAGUUGGGAGACGUUUCCCCAUCUGCCAUGUGCACAUUGAUGAUAUAGUUGUGGAGGUAUCAAGCAUUAGCACCCGUGUAACAAAGUUUGGAAGUGACUUCGGUUUUGAUCCUGAGAAGCCUGUUGAAUGCGAUGAGAAGGACUACAUUCGUUGGAAAAAUUGCAUGGAGCGAGACUUUACAAUCAAUGGAUUGAUGUUUGACCCAUAUGCGAAAUUGGUGUACGACUACCUGGGCGGAGUUGAUGAUCUUAGGAAAGCUAAAUUGCGAACCAUUAAACCUGCCAGCAUCUCUUUGACAGAGGAUUGUGCUCGUAUUCUUCGUGCAGUUAGAAUUGCUGCCCGUUUGGAUUUUCGCUUUGCAAAAGAGACAGGUAUUGCAGUGAAAAGGUUAUCCUCUUCAGUUCUCCGGCUUGAUCGGGGGAGGCUUCUCAUGGAAAUGAAUUACAUGAUGGCAUAUGGUUCUGCGGAAGCCUCAUUGAGAUUAUUAUGGAGAAUUGGUCUCUUGGAAAUACUUCUACCAAUUCAGGCAGCAUAUUUUGUUCGCUAUGGCUUUCGGAGGCGUGACAAGCGGUAUAACAUGCUUUUGUCUUUGUUCUCCAACCUAGAUAAACUUCUGGCACCAGACAGGCCUUGUCAUAGUAGCUUAUGGGUUGCAAUCUUCGCAUUCCACAAAGCACUAGAGAAUCAACCAAGAGAUCCUUUAGUGGUUGCUGCAUUUAGCCUUGCUGUUUACAAUGGUGGAGACUUGUCAGAAGCUUUGAGUAUAGCAAGACGAAUCUCCAAACGACAUGACACGAGUUUUCAUGAAAUAUCGGAACCUCAAUCUUUUGAUUCAGAUGCACUAUGGGAUGAGGUCAAGCAUUUGGCAGCUUCAGUUCAAGGUGCACUGAUUAAUAUGACAGACGAGUAUUUUGUCUCCCGGGCAAUGGCUGAAUAUCCCAAAGCACCACGCUCCGAUCUGGUGUAUAUACCAUUAGCACUUUAUUUGAGGGUGUGCAAGAUUUUUGAAUGCGUUCGAGGGGGAAAAGAAAAGGGAUUUGUAUCAAAGCAGGGAAGUAAGAUUGAUUACGAGUUGUUAGCUUUGGGAAGUUUGAAAGAAGUUCGGCAUGUAUUUGCAAGAGUUGUUUUCGAUACCAUAUACCCUUUAGACCUGAAAUAAUUAGUUGCAUACAAGACAAAAAUAUGGGGUUGAUACAAGGAAGCAAAUCUAUUCAUUCUUUUGUUUCGUCCAUGAAAGAACUUGUGCACCUUCUGCAAGGAGGGAGUUGGCAGUUUCAAGUUCAGAAUCGAGGUGUUGAGCCGACUACAGACCUUUGUACUAUGAUUUCAACCUGAAGCUGAUUCUUGAAGAAAAGUUUAGUAAUUGAGGAGCUAUCUGUUGGUUAUCGAAGUCGAGUCACAUCAAGUUGAUAUUGAUUCCAACCAUUUGAAUUUUUAAUUGAGACGGAAGGAAGAAACCUUUCUUAUUUUUGUUCACUGUAUUGAACUUUCUUGUGUUGUACAAGAAUUUUGAAAGUAGUUGAUUGGUAAUUGUUUAGUAAGUUCAUAGAUAAACUACACGUGAAUGAUAUUGUCCUCUCUUGGAAAGAAGGCAAAUAACAUUUUUUGAGUUUAAUGCUUCGAGCCUUCGGGGUGCUUAA